Messenger RNA from Nothobranchius furzeri (turquoise killifish), 1453 nucleotides. RefSeq names its product RAD52 motif containing 1 (gene rdm1). Gene Ontology annotation, molecular function: RNA binding. Gene Ontology annotation, cellular component: nucleolus. The record is from RefSeq and is a predicted model, not a curated record. Lineage: Eukaryota; Metazoa; Chordata; Actinopteri; Cyprinodontiformes; Nothobranchiidae.
ACUGUAGUUGAAAACCCACCAUUUUAACGAGCUUUAACUGCGUGUUGACACUUUUAAGGCUAAAGUUUGUUUUUCUAAAUCUUUUUCGUUUGCAGGUGUUGAGAAUGACGUUAUUUCCGAAGUGAUCCGUGUGUUGUGCAGCAGAAAACUGUUUUGAAUCAGUUUUGUUGUGAAAGGUGCCCCAGUGGGGAUAGUUUGUUACCGAUGUGAUGGAGGUGGACGUGCUGGAGUUCCGAGUUCCGGUGGAGAACAACAAAGCCUUGUUUGUGUGGGACAUUUCGCCGGCUCUGACGGAAGCUCAGAUCUAUGAGGGGCUGUUUGCGGUUUUCUCAUCCUUCGGGCCUCUCUACCUGCUGAAGGUGUUUCAUAACGCGCCACUCCACCCACCUGGUUUCUAUUCGCUGGUGAAGUUCUACUCUGCUGCUCACGCCUCCAAGGCUCAGCAUCAGACCAACGGACUCCUGCUGUUCCACAACUCCCCCCUCAAGGUGAAGCAGAGCUCAAAGCAGGCUUCUCACUUCCAGUGUGGCAGAAGCACACCUCUGAGCCACUCCCGCUGCAUGGAACUGGCCAAUCACUGCCUGGGUUACAACGGCUGGACCUCUGACAUCAUCACACUGAAGGAGCUCAGCCAAGACGAAAGUGAGGAUGAGGAGGAUGAAGUGGGAGGAGUCAGACAGAAGAAUCUGAGGUUCGGUUGUUUGAUGCAGCUAAAUUUCUCUCAACAUGGACUGACGACCAGAGGAGCUGCGGUGGUUGAGGACAGCUUUAGCUGCACAGGUCCAGAUGUUGUCCUCCAGAGAAGGUGUCAGCUGCAGAGGUUGGUCAGGGAGAAAGCUCUGGUUCAAGCCUUCUCCACAGUUCUGCUCAUACUACUAGGAAAUGGAAAAGUGAUGGUAGAGCUGAAACAGACCCAAGAUCAGUGUGUAUCUGCUGAAACUGAAGGUGUCCUGCAGGUAAAUGAGUUUUUCUGCUCAGAGCCUCAGGACGAUGAAGAAGCUGACAAUGAAGAGUGGGAUCUGACCGUGUCAUAGACCCCAAGGAUUGUGGGUAAAAUUCUGGAUGUUUUUCAAAGCGCUGGUUUUGAGAGGAGCUGUGGGUCUGAUGCGAGAUCAAAACUCCUGUUGCAGCGGCCUGAACAUCUGGACACUUGCUGCAGUAGUCUGAAAAUGUGGAGUCCUUCUGCUGAUCAGAGUUUUAAUGGAAAGCAUGAAUAACAAACAAAAGAGAAAAUAACUGGAUUUGUGACUGAAGGAAGCACUUUGAGUGAAAUCUCCUUUAAGCUGAAGUGAGUCAUUACCUCCAUGAUGGCCAUAAGGACUUCAUUCUGAGAUGGAAACGUGUUUGUUCUCAGUGAUAGCUCUGAACAUUUGUCCUGUAGGAUCUUACCCAGAAGCAACUCGCACACCAACACCUUCACCAAGCAUUAGAGAUAAUAAAAGUUCUGGUCUGA